UCAAAACUCUCAUUUCUAUACUUACUUUGCUCCACAAAUUAAACCUCUGAAACUACAAUGGCUCUCAGGAAAUCAAACAAGUUACCUCAAACAGCAGUUAUCAAGCAGAUUCUCAAGAGAUGCUCAAGUUUAGGAAAAAAACAAGGAUACGAUGAGCAAGGCCUACCAGUUGACGUACCUAAAGGCCAUUUCGCAGUCUAUGUUGGAGAGAAGAGAAGCAGAUUCAUUGUUCCAAUCUCCUUGUUAACUCACCCUGAGUUCCAAAAUCUUCUUCAAAGAGCAGAAGAGGAGUUUGGCUUUCAUCAUGACAUGGGUCUCACCAUUCCUUGUGAAGAAGUAGUCUUCCGUUCUCUAACAUCUAUGCUCAGCUGAAAUUGAAGAAAAAAAGUAGGAGUUUUUCAGAUAAUUUUCUUUGGGCUAUGGAGAAGAUGAUAAAGGUCAUUGUGAUGUGUUGGUGGGUUCCUCUGUUACAAUGAUUCUGACCCAAAACCCAUGAACAUUUUCUGAGUUAGAUAACUUGGAUUUGUAUAUUUUUUAAGCUUGAGAUUUUCCUCACAGUGGUGUGUGGUUGCGCGCACCCUGUGAGAGAACUGAUUAAUGAAAGGAAAAUGAAUGUGAUUUCUUUAUUUUCAA
This is a messenger RNA of Telopea speciosissima, 633 nucleotides long. Its product is annotated as auxin-responsive protein SAUR50-like. Bases 58 to 372 code for a protein of 104 amino acids. Gene Ontology annotation, biological process: response to auxin. The transcript is spliced from 2 exons. The record is from RefSeq and is a predicted model, not a curated record. NCBI's taxonomy places the organism in Eukaryota, Viridiplantae, Streptophyta, Magnoliopsida, Proteales, Proteaceae.